Molecule: messenger RNA, 1428 nt
Organism: Gilbertella persicaria
Lineage: Eukaryota; Fungi; Mucoromycota; Mucoromycetes; Mucorales; Choanephoraceae
Product: kinase-like domain-containing protein
Exons: 6
Coding region: 105-1166 (353 amino acids)
Biological process (GO): protein phosphorylation
Molecular function (GO): ATP binding; protein serine/threonine kinase activity
Source: RefSeq, a predicted model, not a curated record
UUUUUUUUUUCUUCUUAUAUGGAACUAUCAUUUCUCUUGAAAUUUGGUUUAGUUGCUUGUGGCUCUUAUAUUCAUAUCAAUCUUGUAUAAACAUUUAAAAAAAAAUGAGUGCUGUUUUUGAAUUUGACGAUCUCCCUUCUACUCAAGUUUCGAAGGAAAACCUCGAAAGUGGCUAUUCUUCAGAUACAGACGCUGCUGAACCAAAGACACUGCCCUUGGAUGAAAAGCUAUAUGAAGUUGAAUUAGGCGAAAACUUUAUUUCCUCUUCACUCAAAACAACGCCAGCUGCAAAUACACACCGAAAAGUCUGUUUAAGUGAUUUUGAAAUACUCAAACUACUCGGUCGAGGAGCCUAUGGUAAAGUUAUGCUUUGUCGGCAUAAAGAUAGUGGUAUUCUGUAUGCCAUGAAGAUUUUGAAGAAAGCAUCUUUAUUUGUUCAUACCAAGAAUGCUGAACAUACCAAGUCUGAAAGACAGAUUCUAGAAGAAGUCAAGAGUCCAUUUAUUGUUCAAUUGUUCUAUGCAUUCCAAACAGAUGAUAGACUCUAUCUGAUCUUAGAAUAUGCAACAGGUGGUGAAUUGUUUACUCAUAUGGCUGCAGAACAUAUGUUUACAGAAGAUACAGCUCGAUUUUACUUGGCUGAAUUAUUAGUGGCUUUAGAGCAUUUGCAUUCUCUUGGUAUUGUGUAUCGUGACCUGAAGCCAGAGAACUGCUUAUUGGAUGGAGAAGGCCACGUUCGUCUCACUGAUUUUGGUUUAUCUAAGGUGUCAAUCGAAGGCAGCAGAACAAACACAGUUUGUGGAACCGCAGAAUAUAUGGCGCCAGAAAUCCUAUUGGAAUUAGAUUAUGAUAAGAGUGUUGACUUUUGGACAUUUGGCAUAUUGAUGCAUGAAAUGUUGACAGGACAUACCCCAUUUCGAUGUAACAAUAAGAAGAAAACCUUAGACGCUAUCCUUAAGAAAAAGAUCCAGAUUCCUUACUACAUUUCUGCGGAUGCUAAAGAUUUGAUGAUUAGACUUUUGCGCAAAAAUCCCAAUGUUCGUAUUGGACUUGACAAGAUCAAAUCACACAGAUUCUUUCGUAAGGUUGAUUGGAAAGAACUAAAGAAUCGUCAUGUUAUUCCUCCCGUUAUUCCUGUUGUUGUAAGUAUUCAUAGUUAUAUCUGAUAAGACUAAUUUUUUUUAUCUAAAAUAGACCGACCCUUCUUUAGCUGAGAAUUUUGACCAACAAUUUACAAAUGAAGUCAUCAAAGAAACACCUAUUGAAAACACAUUAGAUGCCAAAAUGAGAGAUUAUUUUCUCAACUUUAGUUAUGUUGCUCAAUCUCAUCAUUUGAUGAAGGCUUUUGAAGAUAAAAAUUGACUAAUAAAUCGUCUUGUUUCAUCUUGUUUGUUACAAGGAAAAAUACAUGUACGACCAAAAGAAAAA